UGAAGAGCAACGGCUGCAGAUACCGGUCUGCGCCAGAAAUACAAUCGAGAUGACAGACCGAACAGGAGCAGAUGCAAAGCCAAAAUGCACACCUGCGGAAUUGAUGCUCAAGGUCAUUCUCGCGGGUACCUUAAGCCAUUAUGAAACUCGAGGAAUGAUCGACGACAAACGGCUGGAACAUAUGCUCUCUGCUGGAAAGCAAAUUCUGUACAAGACUCAUCAGGAAAGUGAAGUCAGACACAACUUGGGCUUGUCGCCAGAUAUCUGGCAAGGCCUCACUGAUGUCCUGACCAAAGCUAUCCCUGUUCUCGAGUCACAGUCUUUUGCUUGGAAAAGUCCGCCUUCUACGAACUACGACCAUUCUUCGUCCAACCUCAUAGCGUACAAUUACUUCUCUCUGGUGAAGGAUAUCGAGCGCCUCAAUGAUUUGUGCACUAUCGCUCGCAAUCUCCUUGCAACUACCAAGAAGGCACAGAAUCUGGCAGCUGAGAAAGGGUUCGACCAGAGGAUUCUAGCUCUGAUAGACACAUGUGUGAGGGUUACUGCUCGAGGCUUCGACGGCGAGACGAAUGCAAGGAACGAAGAACGCUGGCAGAAGGUGGUCAAUCUUUACAAGCGUCUUUUAAUCACGUGUCUUCAGUUCCUUCAUAACUUCAUAAUGCAUAACGAGCAGCGGAAGAUGGUGCUUUGGUUGGACCUUUUCGGGUAUCACUCUACCGGCGAUUCGAAUAUUAUCCAGCCUAAGGAACCGCUAGAUCGUGCGUCUAGCAAGCCAGAGGGGGUGGCGCCUAUUGUGAAAACAGGAGAGAGGAUUGUUAAUCCUCCCAUCCGGGCUCUGUAUGACCAGACUGCGGAGGACUUAUUAUUGGAGACAAUUUCUAACUUUCCGAGGGAACCUGCAACUAUCAAGGAAGAAGCUGCGAUGCUCCUCCUCGCGAACAUCAAGGACCACAUGGAGAAACUUCUCGGACGCGAUCUCACGGCGAUUCAGGAAAUGGGUAGAAACCCCGAGCAAGUUAAGGAGAUUCGCGCCGCUCUUACAGCUAUUCUCGGUGCCAAGGUCGAUGGAUGGUCUGACCUUCAGGAUAGAGCGAAGGAACUCCCACCUGCUCUUCCGGAGGAUGAACCGCCUCGGAAGAAACCUAUUCUCACCAUUGAUCGUAGUGCUACAGCAGGAUUUCCUCGUGUCUGCUGGGCCGAUAUGCCCGAUCUUAGCGAAUUCAGUGCAUUUGCAUCAGGAGAUGCACCGGUGACAGAAGAGGACACGAGCAUGCCCCGUUCUGCCCAAUCGGCCGCGGAGACACUUCAAGAAGCUAAGGAUGAGCUGAUGGCAAGACUGCAGGAAUCAUCGCAGAUUGCCGGUGACGGAGACCAUGAUUAUGAAGGCGGCGAAGGAGGAACUGUGGCUGAUGACGACUCGCGCAGCCUAGAUGCUGUUGCUGAGGGGAGCAUCGAGGAAGAGGAAGAAGAGGAUGAGGAUGAUGAAGACUAUAGAGGCCGUCCAGGAGAUCAGCAGCGUGGCCUCCUUACCGACAUUCCUCUCGUGCUUGGUCCUGCAGAGAUCGAGGCUCUUCCGAUGAUUAUCCAGGUUGGCAUCGUUGACAGCUUUGGACUCAAGGGCGGGGAGAGGAGCGGUGGAAGGAACAUGCAGGCACUUCGAUGUCACAUCCUGCUUACACAGGAAACGGGACGCAACCUGCUCCGGGAGUUGUUGAUUUUCAUCGCCGCCUGGGACCUGCCGGAUGAUGAGCUCUACUUCAAGAUGAUGGUACAGAUUAUGGAUGCUGUGCUGAAGAACGGUUUGAUGUCCCACGCCUACUCUGACUUUGGACAGCCAAAGGAUAUCAUCUCUCCUUCUCAAGCUGUUGUCAUUAAGAUACUCACGCAUAUUUUUCGAUCUAAAUACUCACCUGCGUCGGUCGGCGGGACACAACAGGGUGCUAACAAAGGCCCAGCACCGCUGUCCAGAGUGGAUGUACUUACUGUCAGAUUCAUUUUUACCAUCUUCCGAGGCAACAUCAUUCCUGAAACCUGCGCCCUCAUUUACCUACAAGGCCAGAUCCGUGCCCGACGGGCGCUGCCAGAGGACUUCCCCCUCAAUCUCUGGGACAUGGAGAGGGUGUAUGAAGGUGUCUACCAAUUUCUUGAGUUCUUUGCGGUCCUUACGGAAAAUAACGACUGGAAGAAUCUGCUGGUAAAGUGGGAAAUCGUCUACGAUCUAGUCACGCUGAUCAAGGAGCUGGAAGCUAGUAUUCCCAAGGGCAAUCUGAGCUCGAUGUCCGUUGGUAGCGCAAGGAGGAAUAGCAGUCCAUCUAAGGAUCCACAUGCCAGCGGAUCCUCCACCGGCCCAGUUGCUGUCGAGCGUCCCUAUGACCCAGGCGACCCGGAUCCUGCCGAUGCGACAGGUAGUACUGGGUCUAGAGCCGAGUCACCACCGAUCACAGAAGACCCAUCGGAGUUCGAAUGGAGAAACCUUAAGAAGUUAGUUGUCCUUGUUCUUUCGUCUCUAGUUUGGAAGUGUCCGGAAGUGCAAAAUCAGAUUCGGAAGGACGGCGGUGUGGAGACGAUUCUCUCAUGCACCAACUUUGACGCCCACAACCCGUACAUCAAGGAACAUGCUGUCAUGUGCUUGAAGUUCUUGUUGGAGGGAAACAGGGAAAACCAAAAGCUUGUUGAGGAACUGGAGGCCCGGCAGGUAGUCAAGGAUGAGGGGGGAGUGUUGGAGAAGAGCGGGUUUGAGGCCGUGAUCGAUCAAGCCGGGAAGCUGGCUAUUCGACCGAAGGAGGGGAAGAAUAUUUCAUUAUAAGCUGCAUUUUUCUAUGUAUUAUAUUAAAAUUUGGUAGGUUACUGCCAAUCAUCAGGUAUUAUUUAGCAUAUUCCAAUCCCACCAGACAAGCAAGCAAGGUAUUAACAAGAUACUAUAACCAUAACUAAAAGACAAGCCACAAACGGACAAGGACUCAUUUAUCCUUGGUUUUCGCCUCCGUCUCCUCCUGUCCACUGUCCCAAGAAUCCGGAACAUUCAACUGCCCCCUCUUAUGCGCCUCUAUUAAAUCUGCAUUAUACCUCGGAUCCAACUUAUUCAGUAAUUUGCUAUCAUGUCCAUGUGGCUUGUGCGGUUUUGUUGCUGCAUGCCCGGGACCGGGGUAUCCGGGUUCUGUAUUCUUGUCAUCCUUGUCUCUGCUGCUGCUGCUGCCCAUGUCUUCGAGUGUCUCGGUUUGUCGGGAUUGCGAUUGGGAAUUGUCAGAUUGGGAUUGGGAUGGGCGUUGCGGUUCAGGUUGAGAUUGAUUCUAGGAUUAGUCUUAGGAGCUUUUCUCGGAGGCUCGUCGUGUGCGAGGACAGUAUUCUGGUAUUUGUU
Molecule: messenger RNA, 3358 nt
Organism: Monascus purpureus
Lineage: Eukaryota; Fungi; Ascomycota; Eurotiomycetes; Eurotiales; Aspergillaceae
Source: the annotation of a GenBank genome assembly